CACGUAGUGCCUGGUCACGAGCAGAUAAACCGGUGAUGGAAAUUGGCGAUCUCAGUGAAAAGGAAUCAAUAGAUUAUCUUAUUAACAAGCGCAAGAUCGACUCUGUAGAAGCAAAAAAAUUAUAUGAAUUGGUUGGUGGGCGUAUUGUGGAUCUAAAAUCUGUUGCGGACAAGUCUCUAGCUGGACAAAAAUUCGAAGUUAUUAAACAGCAAGUCUUUGGUACAGUCUAUGAUUAUCUUGAGGCGGCAGGAAUGAAUCCAAGUCAACCAAAUUACGAGGCGGCAAAAAUUAUCAUCAGAACUUUGUUAAAUUCUAAUGAUUUGCUUCAUAUUAGCAUGCUUCGAAAAAUGACCAAAGUGGAACCAAGCAAGUUAUUGGAGGGUAAUGUAUUUGCAUAUCACCCUGAAAAUAAGACUGUAACUUUUCAGUCUCGCUCAAUAGAAUGUUACAUCCAAGAAAAUGCUGACGAAUUCAUUAAAUAG
This is a messenger RNA of Scutellospora calospora, 482 nucleotides long. Lineage: Eukaryota; Fungi; Glomeromycota; Glomeromycetes; Diversisporales; Gigasporaceae. The record is from the annotation of a GenBank genome assembly.